Ostrea edulis (European flat oyster) is the source of this 1975-nucleotide messenger RNA. RefSeq names its product E3 ubiquitin-protein ligase Hakai-like. Gene Ontology annotation, molecular function: ubiquitin protein ligase activity. The record is from RefSeq and is a predicted model, not a curated record. Lineage: Eukaryota; Metazoa; Mollusca; Bivalvia; Ostreida; Ostreidae. Bases 150 to 1637 code for a protein of 495 amino acids. The transcript is spliced from 6 exons. Gene Ontology annotation, biological process: regulation of cell adhesion; protein ubiquitination.
UGAUUCAGAGAUUAAGAACUGCACUGUACAAGAAAAGAUAAACUAAAGGUUUUAAGAUGAUAUGUUGACCACACCACCGUUAUAAAGAGUAUAGGCUCUCAGUAAGCAAGCGGAUAGUGAGGAGGAAAUUUGGAAAUGCAAUAUCAGCAAUGGAACUGGAAUCAGAAGCAGGUGGUACCAUGAGUACAGGUAAUGUCAAGAAAAACAUCCCCAUUAAACUGAAAUCACAACCAAAAGCAACAAGGGGGCGGCCAAAGAAAGGGGCAAGAGCGAAGAAAGAAGCCACUCCGCCCGAGGUCCCCGAACAAGAUGAAAAUUCAAGUGUGGUUGACUCUGAAUUUAUUGAGGCACCGAUCUUUAAACAACCAGGGGAACCCCUUCACCAAAGUCAGCCUCUGAGAUGGAGUCAUAAGGUUAAUCUUAUUGGAGAAAAGGUGGUGGAUCCCUUGAUACACUGCUGUGACAAAUGUAAACUGCCUAUUCUCAUCUAUGGUCGUAUGAUUCCUUGCAAGCAUGUGUUUUGCCUUGACUGCGCAAGAAAGACGGAGAAAGUGUGUCCAAGGUACAAGUGUGAAGAAAAUGUACAGCGGAUAGAACAGUCAGCUCUAGGAACUGUGUUUGUCUGUAGUUAUGGAGGACCUAAGCAUGGUGAUGGUGGGUGCCGACGGACGUACCUCUCGCAAAGGGACCUUCAAGCUCACAUCUACCACAGACACAUGAGGACUGACUCCUCAAAAUCCUCAAAUCAGGCAUCCAGUACCAGUAAGACAGUUGUAGAACAAUAUACAACAUCCAAAGGGGGUUCUAAAUCGCAGCACUCGACACCAAUCAUAGAGCAGUAUACUACAGCAGCGGGUCGUCAUGCCAGCAGUGACAGUCAUCUGAACAUACCCCACUCCUCCCGCCCAAGUGAUGCAUUGUAUCAACAGCCCUUACUGAAUCAGAUGCCUCCCCCUAGUCAGGCUUUGCCUACUCAAGCCAUGCUUCAAGGCCCUCCUCCUAGACUGCCCUUAUCGCAGGGACAGCCGCCUUCUCAGUCUAUCAUCCCAGGUCAACAAGCAGAGAGUUACCAGCUUUCAUCAAUGUCUGCAAUGGCACCUGGCAGAAAAACUAACCUCAUUACGGUUCCUCUACAGGAUGACUCGGAUUACAGACGGAGAGACAUGGCUGCUGGAUACAACUCCCUUCCCCCGUCAACCUUUGCGACCUCUAUGCCGCCUCCUGGUGGCAUCGCUCCACAGCAAGGGUUUCCUGCCAUGCAUCAAGGACCAUCACCGACAUCCAUUGGGGUAUUCCCUCCUUCAGGACCCCCACCAUUUACGUCACCCCCAAUAAGGUCACAGUUGCCAGUCUCAUCAGGCGGUAGUGUCCCCAUUUCACACCCUCCCCCGGUCAGUGUUCCUACCCCCAAUCUGGCCACACCACCCCCUCCACUUUUGACUGGCCCACGGAUGCCAAUACAAGGAGGCCAGCCUCCCAGAUUUGGUAGUCCCCAGGGGCAUUUUAAUGACAGUUACAGUCAGAGUACCCCAGGAGGUCAGAAUCCGAGGGGACCCUGGGCUGGGCCCCAACCCCAAAGGAGUUCAAGUGGUCAGUCACAAAGAUCACAAUCGGACAAUUAUCAAUACUACCAAUGAAUAUUGUGAGAGUCCAAGUGUUAUUAUUAGUCUUCAAUACUAUGUUUAAUGAUUCAUCUGAAGAAUAUGUUUUUUUACCGGUAAAUUUCUAGAGUGUACAUAAAUCAUCACAUAUGAUCAAGAAGUCUUGUUUGACUAUAAAAAUUUUUAAAGUUAUGGAUUUAUUUGUUUUAUAGAUAUUCAGUGUGUUUGAUCGGGUUUGAAAAGUAUGAUCAUAGUGCAUAUCAAUGUUUAAGACUGUUUAAUUUCUCCUCUGCAGAAAUUGUGCUAUUGGCAAAAGAUAUGUAGAUUUCAAUACUUGCUGUAAUCUAUAGAUUAAUAAUAAAAAUAUGACUUGU